Messenger RNA from Tyto alba (common barn owl), 162 nucleotides. RefSeq lists its product as uncharacterized. The transcript has a single exon. The annotation marks the transcript as partial. The record is from RefSeq and is a predicted model, not a curated record. Lineage: Eukaryota; Metazoa; Chordata; Aves; Strigiformes; Tytonidae.
AAAGAGAAAGAGAAAGAGAAAGAGAAAGAGAAAGAGAAAGAGAAAGAGAAAGAGAAAGAGAAAGAGAAAGAGAAAGAGAAAGAGAAAGAGAAAGAGAAAGAGAAAGAGAAAGAGAAAGAGAAAGAGAAAGAGAAAGAGAAAGAGAAAGAGAAAGAGAAAGAG